GGUUUGUACAGAGUGCAUAAUGGCGGAUGAAUCGAAAUCUCAACAACUAGCUCCAAAGGUGGAGCUCCAUCUCCAUCUGGAUGGCGCCGUCCGACCAUCUACUAUCUGGGAACUUGCAAAGAAGCGAGGAAUCGACGUGCCGGGCUCAACAGCUGAAGAGAUGACAAGUAUCAUACGCCACAUUGAAUUGGGAAGCCUACCUAAGUUUCUGGAGAAGUUCGAGAUUUUUUUGCCACCUCUAAUAGGUGACAAGGAAGCUCUUCGUCGUAUUUCCUACGAACUUUGCGAAGACAAGGCAAGGGAAGGGGUUGUGUACUUUGAGACGCGAUUCAGCCCCCAGUUAUUGGUCUACUCAGGGCCAGACAGUGGCCAUGUUGAGGAGAAGGCGCUAUCAACACGCGAGGUAAUGCAGAGCAUUGUAGAGGGAUUAGACAAAGGACAGAAGGACUUCAAUGUCAAGGCCAGACUCAUCAUAUGCACUGCAAGAGAAACGCCGGGAUGGGCGGCAGAAUGUCUGCAGCUAUGCCGGGAAUACAGUCCAUCCGUAGUUGGCAUUGAUAUAGCUGACUGUGGACGUGCAGACGAAACAGAAGGCCACGUUUUUCAUCCAGAAAUCGUUAGAGUUUUCCAGGAAGCUGAGCGUUGUGGCAUUCAUCGCACUGUGCAUGCAGGGGAAGAUGGUCCAGCCAGUAAUGUCAAGAAAGCCAUAGAGUUACUGAAGGCUGAGAGGAUUGGACAUGGCUACCACAGUGUGGACGAUGAUGACGUCUAUCAGAUGGUGAAAGAUAAGGGCAUCCACCUCGAAAUUUGCCCAACAUCCAGCGUCUACACUGGGUCAUGCGACCCCGACUUCACGAAGCAUCCAUGUGUAAGGUUUGUUCAGGAUAAAAUGGACUUUUCACUGAACACUGACGAUCCAACGGUCUUUGCAAACACCAUCAAUGACGAGUUCCAGAUUGCUAAGAAGUACUUUGCACUGUCUGAGGAGCAGGCUGUACAAGCGACUCUGAACGCAGCACGUGCGUCCUUCCUGCCGAAGCAGGAAAAACUGGAGCUUAUUCAACACUUGAGGGCAGCAUACCGAUUGAUUUAAUAUUUACUUGCAGGCGAUGUUAUAGACUGAGCCGCAGAAACUCACACGCUUGCGCUCAUUAAAAAAAAAAUUGCUGCUGUUUUAGUGCUAAAUAUAUAAAGAGUGAAGAUGAUCCUGAUUUUAGACUAAACGAUUUACUGAAAGUUUUCAUUUGGAAAUUCAAAAAAUACUUCCAAAAUGUACUUCGUAUUUAACUCCGCUUUCAAGCAUCAGGAUAGUCAAACAAACAAAAAUCAAACAUCCUCCAUUGUUGCAAAAUAAUGGGAAUUAAUAUCAUUGUUCUAAAAUAUAAAGAUUGAAUGUGACACGUGCUGUCACGAAUAAAAAGUAUAGGUUAGUUGUAAUUUGCAUUAAGAAGUGCAUACGAUUUGGUAUGCCUUGAUACUUCGCUGACCUGCUUCUUGAUAAAAUGAAUGGUUGCAAGAGUUUCAGUUUGAGAAUAUGGGUGCUGAAAACAAUAUGUCUUGUAAGCCACAGGCUAAAGAAGUAAAAUAAACUAUACGGUUAAUAUAGAAACUAUAUUUACUAGAUAUAUAAUAAUGAAAAAGUCAAAAACAGUUUUUAGGGAUUUUAACUGUGUUGGACGAAAACAUGUAACAUUUCAGACGGAGACUCAUUAUACAGUGUAUGAUAACGCUUAGACCAAAAUUUGUAAUACUCUAAAUGUAUGGACCAAAAGCAUCUCUUUUUAUAUCAAAUUAAAGAAAUGUAUAAAGAAAUCUUGUCUUUUCUUUACUACUAUAAUAAUA
Molecule: messenger RNA, 1842 nt
Organism: Patiria miniata (bat star)
Lineage: Eukaryota; Metazoa; Echinodermata; Asteroidea; Valvatida; Asterinidae
Product: adenosine deaminase-like
Exons: 9
Coding region: 20-1093 (357 amino acids)
Biological process (GO): hypoxanthine salvage; inosine biosynthetic process; adenosine catabolic process
Cellular component (GO): external side of plasma membrane; cytosol
Molecular function (GO): adenosine deaminase activity
Source: RefSeq, a predicted model, not a curated record